Lactuca saligna is the source of this 1209-nucleotide messenger RNA. The record is from the annotation of a GenBank genome assembly. NCBI's taxonomy places the organism in Eukaryota, Viridiplantae, Streptophyta, Magnoliopsida, Asterales, Asteraceae.
AUGUCAUAUAAAACACCGAGGGUUUCGUUCCACCUAAAUCGGCACCUUCUACAGAUCACAAACCCCAUUUUUUUUAAGAAAUCCUCCAUGGAAGCAAGAACUGGUUUUAGCAUCAUUGCCGAGCAUGCUACUCCGAGCAACCAAAUUCUGUGGUUGUCUUCAAUUUUUGGGGGCUUUGUGAUGUGUAAAUUUGCGUAUGAAUUAACCGGCAUAAUUAGUCCCCUGAUGUUCAAAGGUUUUAUCAAACUUGAAAACUCCAAGAAACUUGAAUGGAAAAACCGUGGCUUCUCGACUUUCCAUGCAAUUUUUGCAGCCAUUGGUGCUCUGUACUUUUUGGUCUUCUCAGAUCUUUUCGAUGAGAACACCCAAAACCAACAAGUGUUGCUCAUCAACCGAUCAUCUGCAUCAUUGGACACUUUACUUGCGAUGUCUAUUGGUUAUUUCUUGUCGGAUUUGGCGAUGAUUAUAUGGACAUAUCCAACUUUAGGGGGUUUCGAAUAUAUAUUGCACCAUGGGCUCUCUAUGUUGGCCAUGGGUCAAGCCCUUUUAAGCGGCCAAGUUCAGUUCUACAUCCUAAUCGUUCUUUUCACGGAGAUCACCACACCCUUUGUCAACCUAAGAUGGUAUCUGGAUAUCGCUGGUAAGAAGAACUCGACGCUUUACGUGUUGAAUGGCGUCGCAAUGUUUGCAGGGUGGUUGGUUGCAAGAGUCAUCUUGUUCGUCUACUUUUUCUACCACAUGUUUACACAUUUUGAUCAGGUGAACCAAGUUUAUCCGAUGGGGUAUUACAGCUUGCUGACGAUUCCGCCGGCGUUGGCGGCGAUGAAUUUGAUUUGGUUUCGGAAGAUCGCCAAAGGAUUGAUUAAAACCCUCACCAAGUCAAAAGGCCAUAGCCAUAGCAGCUGAUGAUGAUUGAUGAUGCCCUUGUAUUCAUUCACUCACUAUUUUUAUGCAACAUCGUAUUUAACUUUUUUUGUUGCAAACCUGCCGUCUUUCGAGAAUUCGAGCAAAUAUGCAAGAAGACAGUCAGACAACCACCUAAAAUUUGGAAAUCCAAUUAUUUUAAGCCAAAGAUAGUUUUUUUUUUAAUAUAUUUUUUCUGCUAAUAAUAAAAAUAAAAUACCAUUCAAAUAGCCUAUAACUAAGUUUACAUAAAAUUAAAGUUUUAUAAUGAAAUGAAAACGUACUAAUUAACGUCAAAUAUAUAAA